Molecule: messenger RNA, 2416 nt
Organism: Dunckerocampus dactyliophorus (ringed pipefish)
Lineage: Eukaryota; Metazoa; Chordata; Actinopteri; Syngnathiformes; Syngnathidae
Gene: macrod2
Product: mono-ADP ribosylhydrolase 2
Exons: 18
Coding region: 169-1392 (407 amino acids)
Biological process (GO): DNA damage response; peptidyl-glutamate ADP-deribosylation; purine nucleoside metabolic process
Cellular component (GO): nucleoplasm
Molecular function (GO): ADP-ribosylglutamate-[protein] hydrolase activity
Source: RefSeq, a predicted model, not a curated record
UUGAGCUGAGUGAGGGCUACAGAAAUUUGACAGCUUCACAGGUGAGAGAAGCGGCUAAAGGCUGUCACAUUUGACAUUUCUCUUUUAUUCCCCGGAUCACCAUUCACUGUGAGUCUGGGGUUGCCACAGUCAAAAAACAACCACUCGAAGACUAAUCAUUCCGCCAGCAUGAGCAAAAAGAAAAAGGACUGGAAGACUGAAAAAGAGAGACUUCUCCAAAUGGAACGUGAGGAGAGGCGCAAGGAGGGCUAUCGUCGUCAAGACUACAUAAGUCUGGACAAGAUUCCAACCUGGAGAGAAGAAAACUAUGCUGAUAGCAAAGAAGAAGGGGGGCUUUUGACAAGCGGUGGAGGGCUGAACGAUAAAGUAUCUCUCUACAAAGGAGACAUUACCGUCCUGGAGUUGGAUGCCAUUGUCAAUGCUGCAAAUUCAAGUCUUCUGGGAGGAGGCGGUGUGGAUGGCUGCAUACACAAAGCGGCAGGUUCCUGUCUCUAUGAUGAGUGUCAAACACUAAAUGGCUGUGAAACCGGCAAAGCCAAGAUCACCUGCGGCUAUGAUCUCCCUGCAAGAUUUGUGAUUCACACAGUGGGUCCAGUGGCCAGAGGUCAUGUGGGCCCCACCGAGACCAACGACCUCACCUCUUGUUACCAGAACUCCCUCAGGCUGGUGAAGGAGUAUGGCUUGAGCAGUGUGGCCUUCCCAUGUAUAUCCACAGGAAUCUACGGCUUUCCCAAUGAGCCUGCAGCUGACAUCGCUCUGAACACAGUAAAGCGAUGGAUUGAAGAGAAUCCUAAUACGAUCACGCGAGUUAUUUUCUGUGUCUUCCUUGAAACUGACUUUACCAUCUACAAGAAGAAGAUGUCUGCUGUCUUUCAAGGCAAUGACACGGAGGAUGCAGAGGAGCAGCUGAAGGGAGAUAACACACCACCAUCUACAAAAUCAACAAGCAAGGAUGAUGACAGCAACAAAGGAAAAGGGGAAGCAGGUGAUGAAGACGAGGGUGACAACGAUGUGGAAGGAAUUGAAGACGUGGUGAUGGAGAGUCAGAACCCAGAUGAAGAUUUGGGCCACGAGGAGAUGAGUCAAGAGAGAGAUGAAGAUCAGAAUAACAGCCAAGACAAACACGAUCACACCAGCAUCGAUAAAAAUGAUGAACACACGACUUUUGAUGGCAAGGAUAAAGAUGAAGCUGAAGAAGAGCAAAAUACUACAAAAACAGAUGAUGAAGACACAGGAAAGUCCACUGUAGAGAUGGAAGAUGUCUCUGAGACCGCCGAGACUGACGCCAGCAAUGGAGAGGGCAUAAAACAUCAAGUUGAGGGCUCAGAGGAACCUCCAUCCACUCAGACUGACAGCAUCAAGUCCAAAGACGCCGCCGAGAAGAAAGAAUGACCGCCUGGGGAAGGACAAUCAACCUCAUCUGACAGCCAGCAAACAGAGCGAAGGCCAUUCACAACAGUGUCAGACACAGCCAAUGGCGGUCCGGGUGCUGUCACAUGUCCAGGACAUUCAGUCACCGUUCACAAUUCCAGUUUCAUUUAGCUCUUAUUUGUCAAUACGUCCUUUAGCCCUGAAGUGAUGUGUGUAUCAAAACCUUCCAGGACUUGAACAUAUCAACCAGAAAAGAUGAGCCAUACCUCACUGUGUCAUCACAUUGUUAUUGUGCCAGUCGAAUGUCAUCAGUUGAAGCAGGUCUCUUAGUCAGAGCCACGCCCACUAGGACUGCAUGCUGGCCCUCCAGGCAGGGUGAUGCUUCACGUCUCAUCUCUCCACAUAUGCCAUAAACAAUGCUUCAGCGUAAGCUACCUUGUUGAGCCAAACCAGCCGAUACCAUGAUGAUACCAAGGUCUCUCUCUCAGACCACUACGGAGCUUCACUAAUCACCGCUGUACUUUUUUUUUUUUUCCUUCAAAUUCAUCAAACAUCCGCUCACACUAAAAACGAUGUGAUUGUCUUCUAACAAAUGGACUAGCCCAGCCCGCUCCCUUUCCAAACACCUCCUCCACCCUACUUUCUUUUCUUCACCAUUCUCGGUGCAUGCCAGCAGAUUGCUUUGAACAAAAGUUACAAUCAUCUCGGCUUUCGCGUGUCUCCUUAUCAGAUUGUCUAAUUAUACUGAAGAAUCUGCCUUAUUUCACAUCAAACAUCCAAUCAUAAUCACAGAUUUAAGGAGAUGGUCCAAGUAUGAAUCCUAGGUUGUGUUUCCAGAUUAGAUUGUAUCAUUUAAUACAUGUAACGCUUAUUAUUUGUUGAUUUAUGAGUUUUUUAGUUUAAUGAUCUGUAUGAUUUACGACUUAACUUCAGUGGUGUCACACUGAAGAUCAAAUGGGUCACAGUCUAUGAAAUGAUGCCUUCAUACUUUGAUGUUUGCUUUGCUAAAAUAUAACUGAAAGAACUAAUAAAGAUUCAAGUGAGA